CCAGACACGGGCCUCGGCGGCCGGGCUCCAAGGCCUCCCCGGCACCAUGGACAACGACACGGCCGCUCUCCAGCUGCAGGUGUUGUCGCAGUUCCCCAACCUCACGCUCGAGGACGUGAUGAAGAUCCUCUUCUUCAUGGAGAGCAACGUGACGGUGGGCAGCGUCACCCUUACCAACGUUACCUUCGCCAACGCCACGCAGCAUUACUGCCAGUUUAACUUCCGCGAGCGGUACAAGUGGGUGCACUUCCGCCUGGCGGUGUGCAUCGCGGUGACCGGCGUCCUCACCAACCUGCUGACGGUGAGCACGCUGACCCGCCGCACCAUGACCACCCCGACCAACCUCCUCCUGCUGGGGCUGGCGGUGGCCGACCUGCUGGUCGAGGUCGAGUACAUUCCCUACGCCACCUCCACCCUGGUGGGCGGCGACCAGCUCAUGCAGGCCAAGGAACACGCCCUCUAUGUCCUCAUCCACGCCCACCUCUCCCACGUCUGCCAUACGAUCGCCAUCUGGUUGACGGUGACGCUGGCGGUGUGGCGGUGGGUGGCGGUGUGCCGCCCACACUCGGCGCCCACCCUCUGCACCAUGGUGUACGCCCGCAGGGUGCUGCUGGCCGUCUACCUCGCCUGCCCCGCCCUCGCCACGCCCACCUUCCUCAUGUACACCGUUAAUGAGUACCCCGACGACGCCGGCUCCAAGGUUUACCGCGUCGAGUUCUCUUCCUUCGCCCUCGCCCACAACGAGCUGCUCAAGAAGAUCAACCUGCUGGUGUACAGCGUGCUGGUGAAGCUGGUGCCUUGUCUGCUGCUGGCGGUGCUGAUGCCGGCCAUCAUCCGGGGGAUGUGGAUGGCCAAGAGACGCCGGCAGCGCCUUCAGGAGUGUCGUCGGCCCUCGGGAGUCGUCCCAGCUGCUGACGGAGGCGGCAAGGUCCACGCCGACCCGCCUAGCGCCAAUACCCUCCUAGCCAAGACGGAACGCCGCCUCUCCCGCUCAAGUUGCGGCAGCAAUAAGCCCAGUGCCAAGAAGCCCGUGGCCGUCGCCAAUGGCACUGACCACCCCAAGCCCCAUAGUAAUAGAGAGAAUGAAAUCAUUUACGGUAAUCGUAGAUCCUUGUUCAGCACUCGGCGCUGUUCAGCACUCGGCGCUGUUCAGCACUCGGCGCUGUUCAGCACUCGGCGCUGUUCAGCACUCGGCGCUGUUCAGCACUCGGCGCUGUUCAGCACUCGGCGCUGUUCAGUACUCGGCGCUGUUCAGCACUCGGCGCUGUUCAGCACUCGGCGCUGUUCAGUACUCGGCGCUGUUCAGCACUCGGCGCUGUUCAGCACUCGGCGCUGUUCAGCACUCGGCGCUGUUCAGCACUCGGCGCUGUUCAGUACUCGGCGCUGUUCAGCACUCGGCGCUGUUCAGCACUCGGCGCUGUUCAGUACUCGGCGCUGUUCAGCACUCGGCGCUGUUCAGUACUCGGCGCUGUUCAGCACUCGGCGCUGUUCAGCACUCGGCGCUGUUCAGCACUCGGCGCUGUUCAGCACUCGGCGCUGUUCAGCACUCGGCGCUGUUCAGCACUCGGCGCUGUUCAGCACUCGGCGCUGUUCAGCACUCGGCGCUGUUCAGCACUCGGCGCUGUUCAGUACUCGGCGCUGUUCAGCACUCGGCGCUGUUCAGCACUCGGCGCUGUUCAGCACUCGGCGCUGUUCAGCACUCGGCGCUGUUCAGCACUCGGCGCUGUUCGCGAACAACAAACAUAAAACACUUCAAAACUGGAGACAAAUUACUAAAAACACAGUUAAUCACAUCAACACAAAUGGAGAUGACGUGUGUUGCCAAACCAAAACAAUAAACGCAGCAGUAAUGAAUUACAUUGAACUGAGCGUGAAAAGAUUAUAG
Molecule: messenger RNA, 1885 nt
Organism: Procambarus clarkii (red swamp crayfish)
Lineage: Eukaryota; Metazoa; Arthropoda; Malacostraca; Decapoda; Cambaridae
Source: RefSeq, a predicted model, not a curated record